AUGCCUAAUACCACGUGGACGUGGGCUUUUACCAUCGUCACGCUCGUGCAAACAUUAGUGACGCUCGGCCUGGAAUGUUACAUCUUUGCAAACUUUCAGAUCCAGGAAGAGGAAAACGACAGUCCCUCGUCAAGAACAAUUCCCACCUUCCUCGCCCUUUACAGUUUCGGUUUCCUCUACGAGCUAGUUCUUGUUUACGAUGCCCUUCGCAUGAAAAACACCAUUCAGAUUAUUGGUCUCUGUCUGUGCAAUGUCGGACUUCUAAUUUACGGCGCUGUUCAAGUGAAGCAGAUCCGAAAUGCCGUCUCCAUCUUGUCCGACAAUAAUAAAAUCAGCCCGUUGGUCUGGGCGGAAUCGGAGCCCUUCUUGAUCAUCAUUCCGUGCAUUGUGGGGCUUGGAAGCGUUCUGAUGACUCUGGUUGCGUGGAAAUUGUACGACGAGUUCGCCUGGACAAUCUACAAACACAUCAGUGCGGACUUGCGUAUGAAGCGCCGCUAUCUGACCUAUCAGAUUUUCAUCGCUCUGCUGAAGUUCGAUUUCUUCUUCUUCCUCGGAUUCACUGUACAGUUCCUGACCGUUGUCUCUUCGGAUAAGCAUGAUGCUGAAUUCUAUCUCACCAUCGUCGCUGUCCCCGUGACCAUUCUUGUCCUGGCCUGCGGUGCCUGGUUCGUUCGACGGGAAAGCACCUUUGGCAUGAUCGUCAUCAUUCUGCUGUUCUUCGCCGCUAUGGCCUACUUCUGCUUCAAGCUGUACCGCAUGUACGACCCGCUUACCUCGCCUUUCUAUUUGCCCGCUCGGCCCUCGAUGACCUUCUUCGCCAUCAUCACCCUUGUCCUGAUUGUGAUCACCAUCGUCAACGCAUGCAUGUGCGCAAACAACUUCAACUGUGGCCUGAAGCCGCACAUCAACAAGAAGAGGGGGCCCACCGAGGAGAAAACAACCGAGCUCUCCUCCAAUAUCGCCGGCCAGGUCCCGUCUCGGAUGAUGAUCGACUGA
This is a messenger RNA of Penicillium maclennaniae, 996 nucleotides long. RefSeq lists its product as uncharacterized. The coding region runs from base 1 to 996 and encodes 331 amino acids. The transcript is spliced from 3 exons. Lineage: Eukaryota; Fungi; Ascomycota; Eurotiomycetes; Eurotiales; Aspergillaceae. Gene Ontology annotation, cellular component: Golgi apparatus. The record is from RefSeq and is a predicted model, not a curated record.